AUGGGACUCGCUUCUAAACUUGCUGCUGCUCAAGGUGGCCAACCUCCAUAUCCAGGAGGUCCCGGCGCAGGAGGACCUCCAAGCGGACAACCACCACAGGGCUAUGUGAGUCUCAUUGUGCAUGUGAUUCGAAGUAACUUUUUCGCUAAACAUUCGCUCAGCCCGGGCAGCAACAAUAUCAAGCAUAUAACCCAGGCCAAGGCCCACCACAAGGUACUGGUAGAGGAGGACCACCCUUUGUAA
This is a messenger RNA of Lithohypha guttulata, 243 nucleotides long. RefSeq lists its product as uncharacterized. Lineage: Eukaryota; Fungi; Ascomycota; Eurotiomycetes; Chaetothyriales; Trichomeriaceae. Bases 1 to 243 code for a protein of 80 amino acids. The transcript has 2 exons. The record is from RefSeq and is a predicted model, not a curated record.